Varroa destructor (honeybee mite) is the source of this 2480-nucleotide messenger RNA. RefSeq names its product serine protease SP24D-like. Gene Ontology annotation, biological process: proteolysis. Gene Ontology annotation, molecular function: serine-type endopeptidase activity. The record is from RefSeq and is a predicted model, not a curated record. Lineage: Eukaryota; Metazoa; Arthropoda; Arachnida; Mesostigmata; Varroidae.
GUGUGCACUUCUUACGAUUUUAUUGUCAGAAAAAUAACGAAGUGGCUACGAGGGUAAUCUCUCACGCUUCAUGAAUAAUCUGUGGUAGCAAUGUUUUCUGAAAAUCGACUAUGGCCCAAAGGGAUGAGAACCGAGAAUCGGUUUACGAACACACUGAUUCUUCUGGUACUGAGCCUACUUCAAGCAGAGAAAUUGUUUCAGUAAAUCGUAAAAAAAACAUAUUUUCCGUGCGCCUUUGGAUAGCAUGGGCAGCUCAAUCUUUUCUCUGUGCUCUCAUCGUUUUCCUGUCUAUUUGGUUGAUCAUUUGGCUCUUCGCUUACUUCAAAAGUUUAGCACCCCAUGAAAAAGUAGAACUCAACGAUGCCUAUUGUGGAAUUUUGCCUAAUGAAAAUGUUGUGGAAGCGCGUAUUGCAAAUGGAAUGGUAGCAGGAAACGCUUUUCCGUGGACGGUGAUUGUCGCGUCAAAAACCCCUGAAAAUACACGACGGCACGGUACGGGGGCUCUCGUCACGCCUUUUCACGUCCUCACCGCGGCGCAUCUCGUUCCUAAUCCAAGCGAAGCGCGCGAUCUGUCCGUUCUCUACGGAUCCGAUGUCGUUCGGCGAAUGAAGAGCGUUCGAGCAAUUGGUGUUCGGUAUGCCACCGAUGCAUUUAGACUGACAGACCUCAGUAACGAUGUUGUACUGCUUCUUCUUGAGAACAGCGUGAAAAGUGUACCCACAUUAUGUGUUCCGCCCGCGAGGACCUUGUAUGGAUCGAAUAAAAAAGGCUUCAAUGCGUCUCUACCAAACGGAUGUGGACUUGUGGACGCUAUCGAACCUGUACAGACUCUUGUGGUCGAUGGAGAAUUUGCGGAAAACAAGUUCCCAUGGACAGUUCUCGUCUACACGAAAAUUGGCCGCAACUUGAUAAGCUACGGUACGGGGGCGCUUAUCACGCCGUUACACGUCCUUACCGCAGCGCAUCUUCUUUUGACGCCGGGAUCAGAUGUGGUUGUACUUUAUGGAUCAAACCUUAUUCGCCUAAUGAAGCCUGUCUCUGUAACUGGUAUUCGGCGAAUUUCGAGUCACUUCAAGGAAAUAGAAGACAUCAUGCUGCUACUCCUUGAAACGGAGCUAAAUAAUAUCUCCAGACUAUGCGUACCAUCAUGGAAAACGACCGGAAAUGAUUCUUUAAUUAUUAACCUAGGCCGAGAUUUUCCAAAGCCGGGCGACAACAUAACUAUUGCGGGCUUUGGUGCACUUUCUGAAAGUAUUCCUGGCGAAGGGGGCGAACUGCCUAAGGAGCUGAUGUAUACCACCGAAACGGUGCUGCCAAACGCAUAUUGCGAAGCUGAUACAGAGGGCUUUGACAGUCAGACGGCAUUCUGUGCUAAAAGCGUCGCGACAGGUAUUUGUCGGGGCGAUUCGGGCGCUUCCGCGAUGUUGUUAGUUCAGCAACGCUUGGUGGCGGUCGGCAUAGCGGCAAGUAGUCGUUUUUGUGGUUAUAGUCCUGACAGAUAUAUCCGGGUAGCCGUUUACCUUGAAUGGUUACACACGUCAAUCAACGAUUCUCCGAAAGAUUUUUCCACACCUGAAUAAAGCGCAAUCAAACCGGCUUUCCUAUCCAGUAUACGCAGGUUCUCAAUAAAUAUUCGUUAUUUAAUCAACUGUUGUGUAGGAUCCCAGCUUGUAUGUUCGCAUUAGACUAACUCAUCAGCUAUAACAAUAAUUUAGUUUUGUUACGCCGAACAGAGCUCAGUCUCUAUGUACAGUACCACUAUAUGGGAUUAGCAGUGAUGAAUGACGAAUUAAGCUCACUGAGGAUGCAGUUCUUCGAUUUUUUAUAUGCAAAGAUCUUUCAUUUUUUUCGAAAUUAUCUCUACGUCAAUGUGUAACAAAGACAACAUCGAAAGCCUACGAAAAUGAUAUAGAAAUAUGUAUCAGUCGAGCACUUCACUUUGCUUCAGUGGCUAUGUAUGAGAACGACCUUAAGUGCUUUGUAAUUAAUCUAGAUACGGCUUAUUUACAUGGUUCUGAGAUAAGUUUACUGGGAAAUUAUAGGAUUAUUUGCGGCAGCAACCGCUUACUAUCCAUUUGAAGCAAUUCGAAGGCGCAAAGGUUUAUGACUAGAUAUGCCUAACAAGCUUCUCGAAAUUUAAUGCCACUUCUAAAGAAAUUGAGGCAAGAAAGGAACGUUUGAUACCGAUUCCUGCAUUGGACAAAAUUCCUACAUUUAAAAAUAUAGCAGGUGCAAUCGAAGUCACAUCAUUAAGAAGUCAUCUCCCGUAACUGAUCAAACGAGCUGUAGUUCAAAUUGAACUUGGGCGAGCUCCUACUAUUCCGCAGAAAAAGCGCAUAAGUUUUAUUAAACACUCAGAUGCGUGUAAAAGGCGGCCAUUUUUUCCGACAUUACUAGGCUUAUUCCGAACAACAGUAGAUAAUAGCAAACUGUUUGCUAAUUAUCUAUCAGAUUAUACGAACGAAUCUGAUCAAAAUACA